CCCAAAUAACGCAAAGACAGUUGUACAAAUUUAGAUGAAGAAAACUCUAAAACUAAGUCUAUAGUUAAAUAAUUGAUAGAUACCAAUUACAUAUACCUACCAUUAACGGUCAUGUCCGUUGCGGCUCCCAACUCCAAGGAGCAAUUGCUUGUACAAAUUGCCUCUUAUAACACAGCCCUUCAAGGCUCGUCAGGUCUUCCUCAAGAUCUCGUUGACUGGCUUUCUCCAACUCUUCAAGUUUCCUCGUUUCUCUCACAUUCGCCUCGAGGCCCAGACAUUGUAGUUGUUGGUUUUCAGGAGCUGCUGCCGUUACAUUUAGGGCUCUCUGGUGCUUCCAAAUUUGUCAUCGACCAACGAAGCUCCCAUAUCCUUUCCCAGAUAGAAGAGCAUUCUCCGGAAAAGGCAAAGUAUUCGCUCUUGGCCAAGGUUGUCAAUGUCGGCAUUGCGCUCCUGGUAUAUGCGCGAGAUGAAGGAAUCGCACGGAAAGUUUGUGAUGUACAAACGAACUGGACAGGUUGUGGUCCAGGAUUCAUGGGGAACAAAGGCGCUGUCGGCGUCAGAUUUCGUGUUUCUGACGUUUUUGACGACGUAGAACGACAAGGGGAGACGUAUACCUUCGUCUGUGCACAUCUAACAGCCCAUCAACAGAAACUGCAGCACAGAAUUGCAGACUUUCAUCACAUCGUUGGUACUCUUCUAUUUCCUGCCCUUCCCUUCAGCGAGGACAAGUCACCUACCACGAUCUACUCAACUUCACAUCUAUUCUUUCUUGGAGACCUCAAUUUCAGGAUAGACUUGCCCAAAUCCCAUCCAAUGUUCGAGAACGCUUGGGCACAUGUUUCGGAGGCUUUAAAAGAGUCCGAGGCUAGGGAGACCCUCAAAGAAUUCGACCAGCUUCUGUUGGAACGUCGAAAGCAUUCCAUAUUUGUAGGCUUUCGGGAAGGUGAAUUUUGGCAAUUCAAAUGCACGUACAAGCAUCGUCUGGGUGAUGUGGAUCAAUACGAUACGAAGCGUGUACCAGCAUGGACAGACAGAAUCAUGUACACUACCUACUCUGAUGCUCCUGGCAGUUUGGAAGCAUCUCAUAUUCGGAAUUUACUGUAUACUUAUAUUCCCUCCUACACCAUAUCAGAUCAUAAACCCAUUGUCUCUUUACUUCUACUACCCUAUGUACCACCAUCCAACAUAUCAACCACAGGGAGUUCUCGCCCAAUACCUACCAUCGCAUUACCAGAAUUCUAUACUCCCAAACCCGACCCACUCGCGACAUUAAAACGAUAUACAGGUCGUACCUUGGACAGAAUAGUGGGAGUUUGUUGGUGGUUGUUAGCCCUUCUCGGUGCUGGAUCUACUGUUGUCGGAGUUUUCAACUUCAUUGUCGGAGCGACUGCGUAUAGGUGGUGGAAGGCAUCAAGGUCUGCUGCCAUAUAAGAUGAAAAUGGCUCCUUGGUCGGAGUUCAUUCUACAAAUAUACCCGACUUUAGGUACAUACUGUACUAUUAUUUUUUGUGGAACCUUGUUGAACGUUUUCAAUAUAAUACUGUGAAUGGCUGUAUAGUAUA
Lentinula edodes (shiitake mushroom) is the source of this 1562-nucleotide messenger RNA. Its product is annotated as Endonuclease/exonuclease/phosphatase. Lineage: Eukaryota; Fungi; Basidiomycota; Agaricomycetes; Agaricales; Omphalotaceae. Gene Ontology annotation, biological process: phosphatidylinositol dephosphorylation. The coding region runs from base 112 to 1431 and encodes 439 amino acids. The transcript is spliced from 5 exons. The record is from RefSeq and is a predicted model, not a curated record. Gene Ontology annotation, molecular function: phosphatidylinositol-4,5-bisphosphate 5-phosphatase activity.